Oryzias melastigma (Indian medaka) is the source of this 1789-nucleotide messenger RNA. Its product is annotated as acylphosphatase-2. NCBI's taxonomy places the organism in Eukaryota, Metazoa, Chordata, Actinopteri, Beloniformes, Adrianichthyidae. The record is from RefSeq and is a predicted model, not a curated record. The coding region runs from base 265 to 516 and encodes 83 amino acids. The transcript is spliced from 4 exons. Gene Ontology annotation, molecular function: acylphosphatase activity.
UUCCUUUAAAGUGUCAGGAGGAGAAGAAAGGGGGCACAAGGCGCACAGGGACUCCCCUCUUCUUCGUGGACGGGGCAGCUGUCGGGCAGCAUGUCUGCAGGAAGUGGCCUGGUUUCUGUGGAUUUUGAAAUCUUCGGACACGUUCAGGAUCGGUGUGGAUCUGAAGGAGGUUCAGGCAGUUUCUAACUGCUCCUCUUUGUUUUCCAGGUGUUUGCUUCAGGAUGGUGAGUCUCCUGAUUUCAGCUGCACAAGCUUUGAAAAAACAUGUUUUCUUGUCAGUAUACAAACAAGUACACAGAGAAGGAGGGUCUGCGGCUCGGUCUGGUCGGGUGGGUGAAGAACACCUACAGCGGGACGGUGGUGGGUCAGGUGCAGGGUCCGGCUGAGGAGGUGGAGGAGAUGAAGGUGUGGCUGAGUAAAGAAGGAAGUCCCAGCAGUCGGAUCACUAAAGCCUCCUUCAGCAACCAGAGAUCCAUCGACAAGUUGGAGCUCUCCGGCUUCUCGACCCGCUUCUGACCGGCUGAUCAAACAACCCGAGGAGUUCUCAUCAAAUUUAGAGUUUCAUGAGUUGUAGUCACUGAUUAAGCAUUUGUCUUCUGUUUUAUUUUCAGAUGAAAAGUAGCUGUUUUAUGUCUAAAAAUGUUGAAUUAAAUACUAAACCCUCCUUUUAUAAAUGAAACCUUGACUGAAGCAAAUUACAUAAAAUUUGAAUUUCAUGAUAAUGCAGAAAACCCUGAAAAAUGUUGCAUGAAAUGAAUGAAUGUUUGUGAAAAGUCUAAAAAAAAAUCAAAUACAAGUCCUUCAAAGUGCUGAUUCCAUAUCUUCUGUGGGUUUGAGCAGCGACUCGUGCUGCAGCUGAAAGUCACAAACACACAAUCAUCAAAGGUCUUAUGCAACAGCGAGUCACCUGAUCCAACAACCUGCUAUCUGAUCCAAUUAAAUGAGAGCAAGAAAAUCCCUGAUCAGCUGCUAAAUCCUGACACUGCAGGAGCACAACCUUCACCGCAGUGACUCGGAGAUGAGGCUGCAAACUGUCUGCACUCGUGAGCCUGAACUCUGAGCAGAGGAGACGAGGAGAAACAGGAAACAUGGAAACCAGAUUGAUCUUCUGAGAGUCUAUUUUGGUUUAGGAAGGGCUUUGUUUAAGCCAGAAACAUGCCGAAGAUGAAUGUGCGUUGGAGUUUGGAGACCAGCUCUGCCUGCAAACGCUGCUGGGGGUGGAGGCUCUGUCGUCAUGCCAACCCUCCCGGAGACAUUACUCACACAGAGACGCACAAUAACGACAGCAGUGGUGGAGGCGUUGGAUGCUGCAGCGCUGUGUUUGAGGAGGAUCUUAUGUUCUGCGAUACACAAACCCAUUUCCAGCAGAUUUGAGUGUCUUAAUGGAAGCCGAGCUUGUGGGAAAGUGUCAGAAAAUGCUGAACUUGAUGUGGAAGAAUAGUUUAAGUCUGCUUUUAUUGGUAAUCUGGAGGAAAAACAACCUUAAAUUCUGGCCAAAAAAAGUUUUUGUCUUCUUUGUAACAAGCUCUUUCAAACCAGCACUUGAUGCAGCUGAGUGAAUGCUGAGUGACUGCUCCAUUCAGGAAAUGUAAAUUCUUAUUUUGAUGCAGAAAGAUGGUCUCCAUGAAGGUGAUAGGUCCUAAAAAGCACACAGUUAAAUUCCUCUGUGUGGCUGAUAAAUAUGUGCAGCCAUUUUUCAUUUUGAUGUCCCACAAAAAGUCAAAAUUUCCCAUGAUCCUCUGCUAAAGACACCACACCCCCAAUAAAAACACACAUAUUAGGCUUUGAA